Molecule: messenger RNA, 1160 nt
Organism: Effrenium voratum
Lineage: Eukaryota; Dinophyceae; Suessiales; Symbiodiniaceae
Source: the annotation of a GenBank genome assembly
UUGAGUGGCAUAUGCAUGAGCAUGUGCCAUGGAAAGUCAUGGCUUUGGCAGCAGAGCCGCGCUGCUGUCCUUCUUUGAAGAGUCUGGGCUCCUCGGUGCUGUGCUAAGCGGUCUUUUUGCAGUCGAGGUCUGCCAGCUCUCUCGAGCAAGCCGCACGGCGCAUCGGCUCCUUUCCCCUGAUGGCCUGUGCUGCCCGUACAUCUUCCCGAGCACGCCCGCAGCCAUGCGAGCGGCGCUGCGCUCCUGCCACUUGCCGCAGCUCAAAAGCCUCAGGCCGCCGCAGGAGCUCGAGAGCGACCCUUUCUUGGAGGAGCUCGUGGAAGGGUUGGGCAAGUGUGCCUGCCUGGAGGAGCUGGGGCCCAUAUGUAUUGACGAGAGCGGCGUAUUUGGGAGUGGGGUUGGGAGCUUUUGCUUGUUCGACACCUGGAUGCCAUCUUUGGGCCUCGCAUUUGGCAGCCUGCGAUGCUUAGAGCGUCUGUCACUUACCUUGAGAUGCGUUCACGACUCCAACGCCCUGGCGGAGAGUUUUAUUCCCGCUCUUGGCAAGUGUCCAUUGAAGUCCCUCCGCUUAGACUUAGACACGGCGUGCUCCUGUGGGGCUGACAUCGUCUCCGCCUUGGUGACGAUGCUAAUUCAUUUUGGUGACCGGCAACGCCUGGAGUCUCUGAGUUUGGGGUACCUUUGGUGGACAGAAGCCAGCGACGAGGUCUUGAUCAGCUUCAAGGAGGCGGUGGAGGCCCUGCCAUCGCUGCGCUCCGUGGCGCUGCGCUGCCCGCAGGACCCGGAGCUGGGAGCACUGGAGGCAGCCUCGUGCCUGCUGGGUGCAACUGUGGAAGAAGUGCUCGUCAUGGAUGCCUGGGGCCACGAUGGCUCAGGGUUGUCUGGCUUGCUUGAGGCCUUGAGCGCCUGUCCCUGCCUGCGGCGGCUGGAUUUGAUCGGUGAGCUGCCAGAGGGCUUCGAUGCCGUCAGCUUCCAGCAGGCGCUGCGACAGGUCGCUGUGGAUUUGAAUGUGUGCGUGAAUUCGCCCUCUGGCUUGAAGAAGGCAAUGCACAACUGCUGAGCGGAAAGUGCUGUGGUUUGCCCAGCGGAGAUGGGAUGGGAGCCUCCAAGAUCGUCCCUCAUGCUAAUGCCCUGGCAGAUGACUUUGCGUCGCGAGAAGG